AUGGACAACAACAAAAACGAUGAGGUUUUUCUCAGUUUUGACCACAGGGAUUCAUCAGUCUCCUCUUUCAUCAGCUACCUCAUCGCUGCUUUUAACCGGCAAGGGAUAUCUGCGGUCUUUGAUGGUAAAAGCAGCCAUGUUGAAGCUGUUGAAAGGGAGGAGGAGGAACGAUUCUCCAAAUUAAAGGUCUUUGUGGUGGUUUUUUCCGAUAACUAUGUGUCUCAUGUGCCACGCUUGGAAAAACAUUUAUACUCAUGCCGUAAUAACGACGACUUUGUGGUGGUUCCGGUAUUCUAUCGCGUCAGUACAUGGUCCGUGAAGCAACAUAUCGAAAACUCUUGUGAUGUGUAUGAGGCGGUCCAAAUAUCGAUGCCUAAAUUGCGACGAGGCCAUGAAUAUGAUGGUACAAAAACUGAAUGUGAAUUUCUAGAAGAGAUCGCAAGAGAUGUAUUUGAGGAACUCUAUCCAACAGAAGAGAUUGGGAUCCAAUCAUCAGUACUAAAGAUAGAAAGAUUGCUGUGCAAACAACCAUGGGGCGUUCGCAGCAUAGGACUUUUUGGUGAGGCUGGCAUUGGGAAGACAACUCUGGCUAGAGCCGUCUUUCGCCGAAUGUCUGGUGGCUAUGAUGAUUCUUGCUUCAUCAAAGAUUUUCAAACAGAAUAUUCUGAGAAGAGACUUGAGUAUUUGCCUACUGAAUACUUCGGUAAGACUCCAAUGGAAAAGUUUGACCUAAAUAGUUCUGGCUCAGUACCAAGCUACCGCAAGAAAAGGGUUCUUGUUGCUCUGGACGAUGUGGGAAAAUCUCGAGACGCAAAGUCAUUUCUUGGUGGAUUUGAUAGAUUUAGUCCAGGGAGUCUGAUCAUCAUAACCUCCAGAUCUAAAAAAGUUCUUCAGGAGUGCCAUAUGAAUGAGAUUUAUGAGGUAAAAGGUCUAAGCGAUAAAGAUGCUCUGAAGCUAUUCACAAGGUGUGCCUUUGGGAAAGAUGAUACAGAAGAAAAUCUUUCGGACCAUUCAUCAAUGAAAGCAAUUAAAUGUUGUGAUGGGAAUCCUUCUGCUCUUCGCUCAUAUGCCAAGGAGUUUAUGGUCAAGGCAACAACAAAAAUGGAACCAGCGUUGCCUGAUGCUUGCGAAGUAGUUAUAACCGGCCACAUAGUAUCUUGUGACAUUGUGAAGAACACAUAUGUGUGCACAAUCCCCUGUAAAGAAGAUGAUGAAAUGCAAGAAAAGAAGGAGUCCCCAUCAGAUCACAAUGAUGUUUUGGCUACAACGGAUACUAUAGUUCUUACCGGCCUCAUCACGAGAGAUACUAGCGACCGAUGGUUUUACCGAUUGGAUUAUGACUCCGUGAAAUCCUUGUUUAAACACUUAUGUCGAAAGCGCCAUAUUUUACACCAAAGAUUGGCUAGACAACUUCAGAAGUUCUUGCAACGGUUCUCGAACACAAGUGACCACGAUCUGCCAGAACUUCUCCUAAAUUUCUCUGAUGGUGAUAUAAAAGUUGUACGAAAGAAAAAUAUAAUUGAAUCGUACGCGGCAUUAGUGCCGUAG
This is a messenger RNA of Microthlaspi erraticum, 1548 nucleotides long. NCBI's taxonomy places the organism in Eukaryota, Viridiplantae, Streptophyta, Magnoliopsida, Brassicales, Brassicaceae. The record is from the annotation of a GenBank genome assembly.